GCAGGAAAAGAUAAAAGAAUGGGUAAAAUGGCUUGGUCCGAAUCGCCACUUAUUUGUUUUCUCCAAAAGGAUACCAAGAUCCAUAGUAUGAGAGCAUGUCACACACUUGUUGUAGUAAAUAAUCUUGAAAACUUAAAAAAGAAAAGGAUUGAUUCUCAAGUCCAAGUCAUCGAGCACAAUGAGAAGAAAAUACGCAAGGCAAUUUCCGUUUGCAUAGAGAAAGGAAUACAAAACUACAUAGAAAAAUUAAUUAACAUAAUUAAACAUUCAAAAAAUAAUUCAAGCGAAGAUUUGAUAGACUUUCAUAUGGAAUUGAAAGCUAUCUCAAAGCACGUGAUUCUUGAAGAAAAUACAUACCAACAUGCAUUCAAAAGAAACGACUUUUUCAGCAUACCACAAGAGAUAAGAGAUCUUCUUUCUAGAGAACCCCAUGUCAAUUCCUUCGGAAUCUGGGAAGACGCCACCUUUAAGAUAUUUAUGGAUGAAACUUUAGAUGCUGAUAUUCUAAAAGAAAAAUUAAAAAGAAAAUAUCAAACUUUUUUUGAAAAACAUAGACUUCAUAUUGAGAGAAAGAAAUUCAUUAUGAAAUGUGCAACUCAAUUAAAACAAGGUGGGGAGUUACGCAAACCCAGUCCUUCAGGGGAAAAUGUUGAAUGUGGUACUUUAGGCGGAUUUGUUAAAGACACCAAAUCCUCUGAAAGCUGUUCCGAAGCAUACGCUUUGACGUGUAACCAUCUAUAUCCAUCAACGAAUGAUCCAGCUUAUGCAAAUAUAGAUGGAGAAGAAAAGGAAAUUGGAAAAUGCAUUUUUACUACCCGUGAAAACUCUUGUGAUUUUGCAGUUAUCGAAAUUAGUAAAGAUUUUUCUGAUAAAUGCGAUUUAGAAUUUAGACGGGAUGACGAAAAAUCGUGCAACGCAGAGGUUUCGGAAUUUUUCCCAAUACAUGUUGGUAUUGUACAUAAAAACGGUUCAAAAACAAAUUGGACACGUGGUCGUGUAGUCAGUCGUGCAUUCUAUGAUGUUGUUAAUAAAAGAGAAAGUUUUGUUGUCAAAGGCUUAGGUUGUCCAUUCUCUACUCCUGGUGACAGUGGAUCGAUUGUUUUUGCGAGAGACAAUUCAGUGUCCCAAUAUGCUGUUGAUGUUUUGGGAAUGGUCUAUUCAAAUCAUCCUGACAUCCGUGAUGAUACAAGCCAACCGGAGAAUGAAAAAGUAGAUGAAGCUUCAGGACAUUCGGAGAUAAAUCUUAAAAGUGGAACCGACCAGUGUUAUUCUACAGACGGGGGCAAAACUAAAAGUGACCAGAUACGAGCCAAAAUUAUGAAGAAUCCGGAAAACUACAGUUUUUGUUUUCGAAUGAACAACGCUUUUGAGCUUUUGGAAAAAGAGAAAAACUUACUUGUUAGUUUUGAGAGAGUAGUAAAUUUAGAUGAGAGGGAUGAUGAUUGAUUUGCAAAUUUAACAAAAAGUACCAAUGUUUUAAAAGCUAU
Molecule: messenger RNA, 1487 nt
Organism: Saccostrea cuccullata (small rock oyster)
Lineage: Eukaryota; Metazoa; Mollusca; Bivalvia; Ostreida; Ostreidae
Exons: 3
Coding region: 19-1446 (475 amino acids)
Source: RefSeq, a predicted model, not a curated record